UACUUGACAGCAUCACGUGAUGCGGACAUCUGUCUCAUCGUAUUCGGGACAUCCUUGGCGUUUGUGGCAGGACGAUUUUUUGACUAGAGUUUUUGUUUCCAUCGAAAAGGCGAGAACUUUCUACCGUGGUGUUACUUCGUCUAACCUGAAGGAAAUUUUGAAGAUGGCGACCGCAUCGAAGGAGGUAAACGAAAUAAAAUGUGGAGCGUGCAAGAAGGACUUCGCCGUCCCAAAGAUUUUGUCCUGUGGUCAUCUCAUUUGUCGGAAGUGUGUCAUCUCCUGCCUGGACCCGAGCAACGACGCCAGCUGUCCACUGUGUAGAAGUCCCAUAGUAAAGGUACAGGACCAAUCAGAGAAGGGACCCGCGGAUGUUGCCGACGCCUUGCCAACAGAGUUUGUGAUGGAGGCGCUGGUGGAGAGCGCGCACGUGCUGGCUAAAAAUAGAAUUUGCUGUGCGUGUGAUGACAUCACCGCCGAUUAUAUCUGUAUGCAGUGCCAGGACAUGUUGUGUUCAUCGUGCUACCAGAUCCACAAGAAGCUGCCAGGGACAUCCAGUCACGAUGUGGAGAGUGUCAGCACUGUGACACCUGAACGUCUGGCUGCCAGCCGCCCUGCACUGUGUGCUGACCACGGCGACAAACACGCGGAUUUCUUAUGUCUCGACCACCAUCUUGUCAUAUGCAAAGUUUGUAAAUGUACAAAACACAAAGAAUGUUUCAUAAAAGAUUUUGACGAUGAAAUAGAGUCAGCGGAGAGCUCGCUAAACGACUUGAUGAAGAUCCUGGUACAGUCAGAGCGGAAACUGGAGCAGGCUAUAGGGCAGCUGAGUUCGUGUCUACAGGAAGUCGAUAGAAGCGAAGAAAAAGACGUAUCACGGGUUGACGAAGUAUGCAACCAUCUUCAGAUCCUGGUAGAGGAGUUUCGUAACAAACUGAAAGAAAAGACUCGAUGUUCGCAUUACGAGGUCAGAAAGUCGCUACGUUAUCAGAAAGUAGCCCUCGAGAAACGUCUCGAGAAAGUGACGUCACACAAAGAUAUUGUGACGCGAGCCAGAGCAGUGGCGCCACGCCCUGCUCUCAUGCACGCGGCCAAGGCUUUGAUAGACAGGGUCAACAGUCUUGACCUCCUUGACGACAAUGUAGAUGUCGUGUCGGCCACUCCAUCCACAAGUGCAACAUACUGCGAGGACGUCGUGAGUCAGAUUGAGGAACAGCUCGAUAUGUCUGAGGAGGAGGGCUUUGUGUCCCAAGCCAGCGCUGGCAACAGCACCUUGUGGAGAAGUAAUUCCACGAGAACAGAACACGGAGAAGAAUACGGACUGUUCUUCUCGAAGGGAGGAGUUAUAGCCUCCUACGGACAUUUAAAGCCAAACAUUUUAUACCAGCUACGGUUGGACGAGGUUGACAACAAAGGAAGAAUAUAUUAUGGAGUGACACAGUCACAUCCCUUCAUACGAGACUUAAGAAAGGUAAAGGACGUGAGACUUCACGAGUGGCAAGAGCUGUAUACAGAAGGGAGUGUGGCUGGGUUGAUGCUCACCUCUAAGAAUAAUUUACAAUUUUACUUGAAUGGCGGAGUGAUAGGCACCGAGGCGGUUGUGUCUACAGAGAGCUAUGUUGUGUUCAAACUACAUUCCCGCAUGAAGGUGACGAUACUUCCUGCGGUGAAAGGGAUUGAGUAUAAAUGAUACAGUAUCAGCUUCAAGAUACCCGGAACAGACAAUUCGCAUAAAAAGUUCAAAGUUUACAGUUUAUAAGUGAAAAGAAAGUGUAAAGAUGAUAAGUGUAAACGUUUCUAUGUGCUAAUUUAAAAUCAUUAGUAAGGUGUAGAAGCUCGUAUUUUGCGGAUGUUUCUUGAUGAGUUGAUUACCGAACAAUGGCUUGUAAUUGGCAUAGCUAAACCUUUGCUUAGUAAUCAACUUAAUCAAAAUAUGAUACAAGCAGUAGACUGUAUUGGCCAAGCUGUCCUGUUGGAUCCACAGCUACCAAGACCAGAUCCUUUUCGAUGGUCUGGAAGCAGCCUCCGAUCGUCUCAUCUGCUUUAAGUGUCCGAGUCGUAAUACAUUGUGAUAUUGGUUUCCCACAAGUUUAUAUUUUUAUGUUAGUAGCAGAUGAACAAAGUUUGUGGCCUGAUUGUCCAAGUAGUGGUCGACACUAGGAAUUGUAAAUCUCCGGGACAUUGCUGAAACUCUUGUCAAGUGUUCGACAGGAAGCUGCUGACUAACAUCACAACGGAUGUGCAAUGUGUUUGGCUGCGAGCUUCAGGUCUGGACAGGACACUAGGCUAGUAUCACAGGGUUUGGGUCAAGUUCACGAAGAUAAUUGCAGCCUGAAGAGCACUGUCAGUGUCUCACAAUACUGAAUAUUCAUUUCGUGGCUCAUUUCUUACUUACAAGUAUACACACGCUCCUUCACCUUCCCUACAUAUUCGCUGCUUGUGUAUUUCUGUCCUACUGACUUUUCUGUUUCUCUGUCUCUCUUAGAUCCUCGCAAUUUCUGUUUUCUUUUCCUGUUCUUUGUUGGGAUAUGACUUACAUCACAUCACAAGGUCCAUGUGGUCUCGCGCUGCAGUGACUGAGGAAAGUUAACUAAGAUGGCUGCCUCACAGUUUUGACCGGUCUCUUACACAGGGUCACAGAGAUAUACAACACCCUACACAAUCAGAUGCAUUGUAGUACAACUUAUGUCCAUCCUGUCACGAGUUGAUAGCAGAACAGUUUAUGUACCAACACAAGUUAAAAGUAUAAUAGACGAAAUGGAGCCUUUGUCACACUACAAAGUAGCGGCCCCUAGCAGCUUCGAAAUAAACAGUAUGUUAUUAAUCAAUACAAUUGCAACCCUUAUUUAAUAACUGUAAAUACUUUUACAAAAAAUUAAGUUAAAAAUAGCAAUGAUUAGCUGGCAUUAUUUUGUGACUUUAUAAUUUUUCUGUUCUGAUGUGCUUAUUGUAUUUAGUGUUUUGUGAGGUUAGAUGAUAAACGGACAAACUACGUUUACUGCUAAAAAACUUUGUUUAUCUCUAGCUUAUGUGUGUGUGAUGGCUAGUAGUAGAAACAUUGUAAUAAAAGAUUUAUUUUUGUUGCUUUAGAUACAAUCUAAUAAUGGUUUUGAAAACAAAA
Pomacea canaliculata is the source of this 3118-nucleotide messenger RNA. RefSeq names its product probable E3 ubiquitin-protein ligase MID2. Lineage: Eukaryota; Metazoa; Mollusca; Gastropoda; Architaenioglossa; Ampullariidae. The coding region runs from base 20 to 1687 and encodes 555 amino acids. The transcript is spliced from 6 exons. The record is from RefSeq and is a predicted model, not a curated record. Gene Ontology annotation, molecular function: zinc ion binding.